GGAGGGGUGUGGAGGCUGUCCAGCUUACCCUUUCGCUGGGUGGGUUUGCGCGUCUCGCGGGCUAAAAUGUGGGUGGCAUUGCCCAGCUUGGCGUUGGGUGCAUUGUGGGCAUUUGAGUAGAGCUCAGUUGUAACGCUUCAGUAUGUUUGGCUGCAGAGAGGAGCACUCCAGUAAGUGACCGGGAGCAUUGGAGAUAACCUGAUAUAGAAGGUAUCAGGGAAACAAAAGUUCCUUUCAGAAGUGGCUCCUGGCUGUUGAGAAGAGGAGGCUGGCCCUGCCUGCUUCUUUACGAGUUGCUAAGUGGAUAGGCUGGCAGGAAGAAAAUAGUGAGGUGCCACUUGGGCUGCUGUUCAGCCUAGCAGGAGGUAGUCCAGUGGUUUUUAAACCAAAUCCUUCCUUACAUGCUUCAAGGCAGAUAAGAUUAAAAAAAAUGUUUGGUUCCCCCUCAUAGACAAUACAGGAAGCAGAGGACCUUUUAAGGGUGAAAUAUUCAUAAUGAUGCUAAUUACAGUCAGCCUUCUUUACUAGGGGGAGGUGUGUGCGCGCGCAUGUGUGCUUCUUUUCUAAGUAUGUUUCUAAGUUUGUCUGAGAAUUUCAGAGUGAUCUAUAAUGUUCCUCCACCCAUUAUCCUUACAGAAAGGCCAUGAGUUUUCUUCAGCUAUUCUAAUCUUCUGUUUGCCUGAUACGGUGAACUAAAAAUAUGAGCUGGGUUCACACAAUGUGUUAGACAAAAAUAUGUUGACUUGUGUAUGAACGUGUGCAGUAUUCAAAGCAAAGUAAGUGACUAUGGAUCAGUUGCUCUGCUUUCUCUCAGCCCAACCUACCUCAGGGGUUGCUGCUGUGGGGAAAUGUAGAAGAGAGCAGUGUGAACCUCAUCUUGAGUUCCUGUAUAAAAGAGAUUUCAUUGAACAACACUAUGUCACUUUGAAGAAGGCAAAUCCAAACUUCCCCAUCUUGAUCAGAGAAUGCUCCAAUGUUCAUCCCAUGCUAUGGGCUAGAUAUGCUUUUGGCCUAGAGAAGAGCAUGUCACUGAAUAACCUAAAUGUGGAGCAAGUUGCUAAAGCCUUGGAGAAUGCUGUUAAUAGCAAAAUAUAAAGAUAAUCCUGUAUCCUCAUUUUAUUCAAAAACAAUAUGUAGACUCUUUUUGUUUGUAAUUUCUGUGUAAUUAAUUGUGAUCUAUAAAUAAAGUUACGUACAAAGUG
Molecule: messenger RNA, 1202 nt
Organism: Python bivittatus (Burmese python)
Lineage: Eukaryota; Metazoa; Chordata; Lepidosauria; Squamata; Pythonidae
Source: RefSeq, a predicted model, not a curated record